Molecule: messenger RNA, 2656 nt
Organism: Pundamilia nyererei
Lineage: Eukaryota; Metazoa; Chordata; Actinopteri; Cichliformes; Cichlidae
Gene: gramd4a
Product: GRAM domain containing 4a
Exons: 20
Coding region: 468-2318 (616 amino acids)
Biological process (GO): apoptotic process; negative regulation of toll-like receptor 9 signaling pathway
Source: RefSeq, a predicted model, not a curated record
CACAGGGCGGUGGUAAGGAGAAGUCGCGGUGUUUCCGCUCGCGUCCCGUUUGUGAAGCUUUGCUGUGAAGCGUCAGCCCCAGGCGGCGGCGGCCCCUUUAAGAAAGAAGCGCCGCACACUGACGAAAUUUCCUCGGCCCUGCUCUCUCUGCCAGUCUGUGUAGAUCGACAACAGAUCGGAGCAGCGCCGGUAUCUGCAAGCUCCGGGCCAACGGCGCUGGUCAGGAAAGCUCUCUCUAGGGAGGAGGGGGGACACGCAACUGGUAUUUUUUUCCCACUGUCUGCCUGCCUGACCGCUCAGCUCUCAGCAGGAGACAACAUUUAGUCGGCUUUCAGAAAUUAGCGGAUGUAUCGUCGGGAUGGAUGGACGGAGUGAGCGGCAUUCGCCGUGAGACUGGCGCUAAUUUGACGUCCUGAGCAGCAGGUGUACAGAAGGAUAAAGCAGACUAAAAGGCAAUCUCAGUGUUCAUGAAACUUUGCUACGAUUUACGUGCUGGGGUUGCCGUCCGCCAUGUUAAGGUAAAGCCCAGGUGUGCGGUGUUGACCAUGCUAAAGCGCCUGGACAAGAUCCGCUUCCGAGGCCCCAGGACGAGAGACGAAUUCCCGGAUCUGGCCGAGUCGCCACCUGCCUCCGACAACGAAUGUAGCGACGACAUGCAGCUGAAGCCGAGAGCAGCUCUGCGUGACACAGAGGACGUCCUGCGAGAACCCGCUGGUUCGGGGUCUCCCACUAUGGCUGCAGCCAUACAGGACUUCCAGAGGUCAGAGUCAGAGCGGCUCAACGAAGUCAAGGGUCAUUUGGAAAUUGCCUUAUUGGAGAAACAUUUCCUACAGGAGGAACUGAGGAAGCUGCGGGACGAGACCAGCGUGGACUCCCUGCGGCAGGAGCUCGAGAGGGAGCGAAGCAAAAGGAUAGACCUGGAGCAGAAGAUGAGCGAUUUGCUCAAAACCAGGCUAGAGGACUCUCCACCACAACCUCCCAGAAAGCAGCAGUCGCCCUCAAACAACAGAACAGCAGAGAAACAGCAGAAGGAAGUGUGGAGUUCACGGCUGCAGAAGUGGCUGUACGAGCGCUUCGGGGUUUACAUGGAAGACUUCCGCUUCCAGCCGGAGGAAAGCACAGUGGAGGCUGAGGAACCGCUAAGUGCUAAAAGGUUGACAGAAAACAUGAGGCGACUCAAGCGAGGAGCCAGACCUGUCACCAACUUCUUAAGGAACCUCUCCGCCUUAUCUAAUUGGCACUCCGUGUACACCUCAGCUAUUGCCUUCAUUAUUUACAUGAAUGCUGCUUGGCAUGGCUGGGCCAUUCCCAUGUUCCUCUUCCUGGCUAUCCUACGCUUGUCCUUAAAUUACCUCAUUGCCAGAGGUUGGAGGAUCCAGUGGAGCAUUGUGCCUGAGGUCUCUGAACCCAUGGAGCCUCCAAAGGAAGACUUGACUGUGUCUGAAAAGUUUCAGCUUGUACUUGACGUUGCACAAAAAGCACAGAACCUCUUUGGAAAGAUGGCUGAUGUUUUAGAGAAGAUAAAGAAUCUGUUCAUGUGGGUGCAGCCAGAGAGCACCCAGAAACUUUACGUCUGCCUGUGGGUGACUUUCAUCACCUCCUGCGUCCUGCCGUACAAACUGCUGGGCUUUAUGAUUGGCCUGUACGCCGGCAUCAAGUUCUUCAUCAUAGACUUCCUGUUUAAGAGUUGCCCGAAGCUCCGCGACAAGUAUGACACGCCUUACAUCGUGUGGAACAGCCUUCCCACCGACCCCCAGCUCAAAGAGAGGACAAACGCCACGGUGUCGAGACGGCUCUCUGGCACUGAGAAGGUCCAGCCGGUGGUUUCUCGUGGAAGCCUCGCCAACGUCCCGUGUGGGGGGAGCAGAGAGGAGGACAGCGGUCGCUCUCACAGCACCAAGAAGGGAGCUUUCCACGAGAUUUUCAACUUGCCAGAGUCAGAGCGCCCUCUGCCAGUCUGUGAAAAUGGCUGGAGGUGUUGCCUGAUAAACCGAGACAGGAAGAUGCCCACAGACUACAUCAGGAACGGGAUGCUUUACGUCACGGAGAAUUACCUGUGCUUUGAGAGCUCCAGCUCCAGAUCGAGCUCCUCAAAGAAGCAUAAAGUCAUCAAGCUGGUGGACAUCACUGACAUACAAAAGUACAAAGUGUUGUCAGUCCUACCAGGAAGUGGGAUGGGCAUUUCAAUAGCCACUCCUUCCACUCAGAAGCCAUUGGUGUUUGGUGCCAUGAUCCACAGGGACGAGGCUUUCGAGGCCAUCUUCACCCAGUACAUGAAGAUCGUGACCAGCAAACCGCCAGCCAGCGCCGAGCUCUAAAGAGCCUUCAGCACUCCUCCGCCGGGGCUGAAGUCUGAUGCAGAGAACCUCCCGAGUCUCAGCCGAACUGGAUGACACUCUCUAACGCCGCACUCUUCGACCGUGUGCGAGCUGCCUCCUCAUCCUCAUCAUCAUAGUCGAUGAUCUCGGCCCAGUUGGUGGAUUUUUCUGCUUAGGCCACGUUAGAGGGAAUAUGUGGGUGUAGCUGGUGUUUAGUCACAUGACGCUUUUCCUGUGGGUGAUUAUGGACAAAAUUUGCUAAGAGAGGAGGAUGAUCAGUGUGGUUUUAUCAAUCAUCAGGAGGCUGGUGAGGGGGGCUGGCCUCCUCUCCCACCACU